Molecule: messenger RNA, 2284 nt
Organism: Hyposmocoma kahamanoa
Lineage: Eukaryota; Metazoa; Arthropoda; Insecta; Lepidoptera; Cosmopterigidae
Gene: P38mapk
Product: mitogen-activated protein kinase p38b-like
Exons: 10
Coding region: 28-1110 (360 amino acids)
Biological process (GO): protein phosphorylation; intracellular signal transduction
Cellular component (GO): nucleus; cytoplasm
Molecular function (GO): ATP binding; MAP kinase activity
Source: RefSeq, a predicted model, not a curated record
AUAAAGGAACAUUAUACAGCCGUCAAUAUGCCACGGUUUCACAAAGUGGAAAUAAACAAAACAGAAUGGAUUGUACCAGAGCGUUAUCAAGGGCUUACACCUGUGGGUUCUGGCGCAUACGGUCAAGUUUGUUCUUCUAUAGACACACUGCACAACAUGAAAGUGGCCAUAAAGAAGUUGGCUAGGCCUUUUCAAUCAGCAGUGCAUGCAAAGAGGACUUACCGCGAGCUCAGAAUGUUAAAGCACAUGAAUCACGAGAAUGUUAUUGGUCUUCUAGAUGUAUUCAGUCCUGAAAAGACCCUGGAGGAAUUUCAGCAAGUGUAUUUAGUAACUCAUCUCAUGGGAGCUGACCUGAACAACAUAGUGCGUACACAGAAACUCUCUGAUGACCAUGUCCAGUUCUUAGUAUACCAAAUCCUUCGUGGCUUAAAGUAUAUACAUUCAGCUGGGAUCAUUCACCGGGACUUGAAACCCUCAAAUAUUGCAGUAAAUGAGGACUGUGAGUUGAAGAUCCUUGAUUUCGGUCUGGCUAGACCCACUGAAACCGAGAUGACUGGAUAUGUUGCUACGAGGUGGUACCGAGCACCAGAGAUCAUGCUAAACUGGAUGCACUAUAACCAAACUGUCGACAUCUGGUCGGUUGGGUGUAUCAUGGCAGAACUACUCACUGGCAGAACUCUGUUCCCAGGUUCUGACCAUAUCCAUCAAUUGAACUUGAUUAUGGAGCUUCUUGGAACCCCAGCUCAAGAGUUCAUGCAGAAAAUAUCCUCCGAGUCUGCUAGGAACUACAUCCAAUCGUUACCAACAUUGAAGCGGCGCGAAUUCACUGAGGUCUUCCGCGGCGCGAACCCACUCGCUAUCAACCUUCUUGAGCUUAUGUUGGAACUCGAUGCCGACAAGCGCAUAACAGCAGAGCAGGCGCUGGCGCACGAGUAUCUCGCACAGUACGCUGAUCCAACUGAUGAGCCGGUCUCCGCGCCGUACGAUCAGAGCUUUGAAGAUAUGGACUUACCUGUGGACAAGUGGAAAGAGCUCGUGUGGAAAGAAGUAGUGGAGUUCAAACCCCAUCCUCAACACAUGAACACAGUCGUCGAAGUCAACCCCUCGUAAUUGCACAAAAUCGCAUCGGUAACUAUUAAUUAAAUAUAAUUAUAAUUAUAUUGUUUAUUAUAGAGUUAACUUUUACGAAUUUUGCGAAUACCUACAGUGAGUUAUUUUAUCACUUGUCACCUGCUAAAAUAUACUUUAACAUACUGGUCGUUAAAAUGGUUCUCUUAACCUGUUAUCUAAAACAAAAAAUAAAGUGAUAUAUUCCAAAAAUCCCCAUAAUGGUGUUAGAUGUAUUUAUCCACUAAUGACUAGCAGCAUAGUAUGUUAAGGCAGUUGAGAUUUGGGAAAUAAAGUAUGAUAAUGGGGAUUUCUGGAAUAAAACUAACCCUCUGUAAAUCAGAUGACAAGUUAUAAAGUUCACUAAGCGUGAUAUUGGCACCUAUUUUUUUUAAGAUAGUUCUAAGGUGUUGCUUGUACAGCUUGUGUCUACAACAGAUGAUGAAGUGAGUGUAACUAUUUCAAAGCGUAGGCGCAAUAUUUUUUGUAUUAUCGUACUAAACUGCGGUAUGACGACGACCGAUUACAUAAAUGUAUUUCCAGGUUUAUAUAACGUUGAAAUGAUAUCUUCACAUGUAGUGUCGUUAUGAACGAUAGAGUUCGAGUUUAAUAGGAAUUGAAGAUAUUUUAUAACAUACCGUCCCUCUCGUCACUGACUUUAGUAUUCAAUAUUAUUGUCAAAACUGAGUAAAAGUUACGAUCAUUUUUCAAAAGCGAACUUUUUCCAUUAAUUAACGAAUUUUAUGACGAGUUUGAUAUGAGCCACAACUCAAAAUGCACUCAAAAUUCGGCUUAUACCGAAAAUACUAGUGAUGCAAGGAAGUGAGAAGUGUCAUAACGGGAACAGAUGCAUUAAUACACACGAAACUGAAAAACGCGCGUCCCGUCACCAUGCAAAUUCACGUGCACACUCUGAUUCAUCGAGAACGUUUUAAAGUUUUGUUAUAUAAGCUGCGGAAGGAGACGGUAAUACCCGUUACUCAAGAGAGGAACGUUGUACACUUUACAUAUUAUUCGAUAUGUUAUUCAUAUUAGUACAUUGUGUUACAAGGGCGGUAAGUAGGCAAAUUACGAACUGAGGGAUAUUUUUUAAUGGCCCGAACAGAUGUAAUUGCUAUUCCGCCCGUGUGGCAUACAACAUUUUUAUCACACUUGCAACGAAGUUGAAAAUCUUUGA